Molecule: messenger RNA, 632 nt
Organism: Zymoseptoria tritici IPO323
Lineage: Eukaryota; Fungi; Ascomycota; Dothideomycetes; Mycosphaerellales; Mycosphaerellaceae
Exons: 1
Coding region: 33-632 (199 amino acids)
Cellular component (GO): nucleus; cytoplasm
Molecular function (GO): ATP binding; ATP hydrolysis activity; AMP kinase activity
Source: RefSeq, a predicted model, not a curated record
CAGCCUCCAAACGAGCCAUACACACCGUCAAGAUGCUCCGAACCGAUCCUAACAUCAUCAUCACCGGCACGCCCGGCGUCGGCAAGACCACACACUGCGAAGAGCUCGCGCGGAAGACCGGCUUGCAUCACCUCUCAAUCAACGAGGUUGUCAAGAAACAUAACAUCGGCGAGGCCUCUGACGAUCCGGAAGACCCCAACACGAAGAUCGUGGACGAAGAUCGCCUGCUAGACUGCAUCGAGAAUGAUCUUGAGGAGGGCGGACAGAUCGUCGACUGGCACGCUUGCGACUUGUUCCCACCGUCGCUCAUCGAUCUGGUGUGCGUCGUGCGAUGCGACAACAAGCUACUCUAUGACCGUCUGAAGGCGAGGAAUUACGGCGAGAAGAAGUUGGAGGAGAACAUGGACUGUGAAAUCAUGGAGGUGCUGCUACAGGAGGCCCGGGACGCGUACGAUGAGCAAAUUGUGGUGGAACUGAAGAGCGAGAGCACGGAGGAUAUCGACUCGAAUGUGGAGCGGAUUGAGUCGUGGAUUCAGAACUGGAGGAAGGAUCACGAGAAGGAGGAGGGAGACGUCAAGGCACAAGGAGAGGAGAAGAAGGACGAGGAUGAUCCGAUGUUUUUGCACGGAUGA